AAAAGGAGAAGUAUCUGUUUGAGCAGAGAGUAACAAAGUUGACAGAGAGGAAGAAUUUACCCAAAGAGAAUGCUGUAAAAAUCCUUCUGGCAAGAACUGAAGUCAUAACUCAAAGAGUUUGAACCUCUACUUCCCAAACAGCUCCAGAAAGGUAUUAAACAUGCCUCGUUCCUUCCUGGUCAAGAGUAAAAAGGCCCACACUUACCAUAAGCCUCGAACUCAGCAUGAUGAUCUAUUUUGGGUUUACACACCCCCCUCAGUUACCACUGACCAGGUCCUAGGGGACGCCACAAACUUUAGUAGCCCAAGCCAGUGUCCAGAAUGGAAUGACUUCCAAAAAGAUCUUAAUAUGGAACAGUGUCAGACCAGAACAACUUCAGUUCCAGAGACUUCCAUCUUGACUCACCAGCCUCAGGACCAUUGCUUAUCCCCUGCUUCACCUCACUACUACAAACCCAGCUUCUCUUGGGAUUCCUUCUCUUCCCCUUAUGGCUAUGGACAGAUUACAUCCACCAUGCAGUCUGCCUUCUUGGAGAAUUCAGUAAGCUUGUAUGGCAACUCACUGAUCCCCAAUUCUGACCCUCCCUUGGACUACAGUCUACAUUACUCCCCUGGCAUGGAUGCCUAUCACUGUGUCAAGUGCAAUAAGGUAUUUUCUACCCCCCAUGGGCUGGAGGUUCAUGUCCGGAGGGCCCACAGUGGAACUCGACCCUUUGCUUGUGAAGUUUGUGGCAAAACAUUUGGCCACUCAGUAAGCCUUGAGCAGCAUGCUCACAUACACUCCCAGGGGCUCCCCGCUGGGUCCAGUCCUGCUCCAACGUUCACAAUAAACGGCCCUGAGCUCCCGCCUGCACAUGACCCACCGGGGCCCCGUUUCCUCCGGCAGGAGAGGAGCUUUGAAUGUAAGAUGUGUGGCAAAGCUUUCAAGCGCUCCUCCACCCUGUCCACCCACCUCCUCAUCCAUUCGGACACACGGCCUUACCCCUGCCAGUACUGUGGCAAGCGCUUCCACCAGAAGUCGGACAUGAAGAAGCAUACCUAUAUCCACACUGGAGAGAAACCCCACAAGUGUCAGGUGUGUGGGAAGGCUUUCAGCCAGAGCUCCAACCUGAUCACCCACAGUCGCAAACACACGGGCUUCAAACCUUUCAGCUGUGAGCUCUGUGCCAAAGGUUUCCAGCGCAAGGUAGAUCUCCGCCGCCACCGGGAGAGCCAGCACAGCCUUAAAUGAAUGAUGCUUCCUCACUGGAAACCCCAGCUGGCCAGGACCUUCCCUGCUGAACCUUAGAGAGGUUGGAUGCCUCCGCAUUUUGGGUUCUUCCAGUAUUGAGGACAGUUCACAAGAAAAAAGCACACACAAAACAGAAGCCAGGUCACUUGGGCUCAAAUGUUAGUUCUACCAUUCACUCUCGGUGAAUCUUGGACCAAUCAUUUAAUAUCUUUGAAUGUCAGUUUCCUAAAUUUAAAUGAAGGGAUUGGGUUAGGGAGUCACAAAAAUGAUAUGUUGGACAUGAUUUGCUAGAGCAAUUUCCAUAACCAGAACUUGAACUGGAUCUGAUUCACUUCAGAGAGAUAGAAGUGAAAGGAGCCAGAGAUUAAAAGAGGCAGAGGGAAAAGCCCCCACCAUCUUUUCUCUAGCUACAAAUUCAUUCAUUCAUUGAUUUAAUUAACUUUUGAGUGUACUCUCUGUGUAAGGCUCUGUGAUGGGUUUGGUCUUGAUAUUUAAAUUCUUUUUUUCCUAAGAGAUAAUUGGUGUGACUCCUUGACUUUAGUAGGAAACAAAAGAGACCAGUCCCAGCUGGCACAAUUCUCCAUUAGAAUCCUAGCCCUUCUGUUUAGGAGACAGAACCAUGUAUUUACAGCAGAGACUUCUGUAUUCUAUACUCCAUCCUUUUGGACGUUGUAAAAUAAAACACAAACUUAAAAAA
Messenger RNA from Sarcophilus harrisii (Tasmanian devil), 1928 nucleotides. It is a transcript of the gene GFI1B, whose product is annotated as growth factor independent 1B transcriptional repressor. NCBI's taxonomy places the organism in Eukaryota, Metazoa, Chordata, Mammalia, Dasyuromorphia, Dasyuridae. Gene Ontology annotation, molecular function: DNA-binding transcription factor activity; RNA polymerase II cis-regulatory region sequence-specific DNA binding. The record is from RefSeq and is a predicted model, not a curated record. Bases 161 to 1231 code for a protein of 356 amino acids. Gene Ontology annotation, biological process: regulation of transcription by RNA polymerase II. Gene Ontology annotation, cellular component: nucleus. The transcript has 7 exons.